AUGCUUUAUUGCGCUGGAAGGCGAAAGCGAACGAGUCACUAUAGCGGUUGGUCGUGCCGCCUCGAGGAUUAUCUUCGCUCACAGGCUUCUCACAUCCGAGAUCGACAACGGCGGGCCCGUAGGCAUCCCGUUGCCGAAUAUGUCUUUUCGCUUGCGAACGGAGAGCAGCAUGUCGUGCCCAUCAGGGAGCGAUUCGAAAUUGGCUUCGUUCCGACCGACUCAUUCCGUGGUCCGUCAGGUCUGCCGUUCAUUGCGGUCACGGAUGGCAAACACCAGAUGUUUCCACGCUAUGAGGGACAGUGGCAGGAGCUCGGGCGGCGUCAGACCGAGUACCUCCAGGCAACCGCUCGAAGCUACUUCCUGUGGAGCUGGACAAAUCCGGAACCGGAUGUCGCGGUAGAAAAUAUCGAGAUUGUUCCCAGAGGUCCCGCGCUCGUGAUUGCAGGAGUCACGCUAAGCCAUGUAGAAGAGCACCCCUUCGCUCGUCAGGGGCGAAGAGAGGCAAAGAUUACAAUCACCGACCCGGUGCUAGCGUCAAGCCAGUUCGAUCUUGAAGUGGAGGUGGACAGAGGCGAUUCAACCUAUGCCUUCCCGCUUCCCAAAGACCCCGACGACGGCUUCCUGAACGGGUAUCACCGCGGAUUCGGCGAAGCGAACAACGACGAAGCAAGCCCCGCAUACGCGGAGAUUUCGGCGGUUCCUCAGCUACGGUGUCCAUAA
Geodia barretti is the source of this 720-nucleotide messenger RNA. The record is from the annotation of a GenBank genome assembly. NCBI's taxonomy places the organism in Eukaryota, Metazoa, Porifera, Demospongiae, Tetractinellida, Geodiidae.